Coffea eugenioides is the source of this 1467-nucleotide messenger RNA. Its product is annotated as nodulation-signaling pathway 2 protein-like. The record is from RefSeq and is a predicted model, not a curated record. The coding region runs from base 1 to 1467 and encodes 488 amino acids. Gene Ontology annotation, molecular function: sequence-specific DNA binding; DNA-binding transcription factor activity. Gene Ontology annotation, cellular component: nucleus. The transcript has a single exon. Gene Ontology annotation, biological process: regulation of DNA-templated transcription. Lineage: Eukaryota; Viridiplantae; Streptophyta; Magnoliopsida; Gentianales; Rubiaceae.
AUGGAGUUUGAAAAGAUGUAUUUUGAUGUUGAGCCAAGCUACAUUAUUGAUCAUCAUUGUUGUAGCUUGGAAACUGCAUUACCUUUCCAGAACAACCAUUUGUCUUUCCAAGAUUAUGUUUCCAAUGAUAUUGUUAGCACCGAAAACUUUCUUGAAAUGGAAACAGAUAUCAAGGAUUUCGAUUCCAUAGCUAAAAAUUGUGCUUUAGACCACGAAAACGUGGUACACAAAAGAUUGUUGCCCUGUCAAGAAAUCCAAGAAACUAUGGAUAUUUUGGCUGCUGAGCAAUCCCAUUUGAAGGAUAUUCAAGAUGAACUCAUGGAAGAGAGCAGCUUAACUGAUCUGCUGCUGAUGGGGGCAGAAGCUAUUGAAGCAGGAAAUGUUCGUUUUGCUUCAUUAGUUGCACUAAGGCUCAAGGAUAUCCUAUCUGAUCAAGAAAAUGGUGACAAUCCAAUGGAUAGGUUAGCUUUAUAUUUCACUCAGGGCCUUCUUGACAAGAGCCUCGCUCCUCCUGAGCUUCCGGAGGACCCCGUUUCGCAACAAACCAAUGCUAUCACAGCCUUCCAAAUGGUGCAGGAGCUGUCACCAUAUGUGAAGUUCGCGCAUUUCACAGCCAACCAGGCAAUCCUGGAGGCAGCCGAAGGUCUUCAGGAGAUUCAUGUUAUUGAUUUUGACGUCAUGGAAGGAAUUCAAUGGCCUUCUUUGAUGGUUGACCUUGCUGCUAGAGAAGAUGCGUCUCUUAGGAUAACAGCUAUUGUUGGCGACAAAAGAAGUUCAUGUAAUAUUCAACAAACAGGUUUUAGGUUACAAGAUUUCGCAAAUUCAAUCAAUCUUUCUUUCUCCUUUGACCAAGUUCUGGUAACAAAAGAAGAAGAUUUCGAAGAGAUCAAAGUAGGGCAUACCCUGAUAGCUAAUUGUAUGAUUAAUCAGCUUCACAUGCCUUGUAGAGAAAGCUCAUUGGUCAAAACAUUUUUCAACGGUUUGAGGAAACUGUCCCCAAAGAUAUUGGUUUUAGUCCAAGAAGAGUUAUUCAGCUUCUCUAAAGCUCCAUCUACAUCAUUUGCGGAGUUCUUUUGUGAGGCCUUAGAUCAUUACACAGCACUCUCUGAUUCACUCCGGAGUGGUUUUUGUGGAGGUUACAAAUUAGCAUUAAAGAUCAUAGAGAGGGAGUUCUUGAGAAAGAGAAUUUUGGAUAGUGUGAAACAUUUUCCUUGUGGGAUCAUGGGAAAUGAAAGUAACAUGUUGCCAGAUUAUCCUUCUAUGAAUGGAUUCAGGCCAAUUCCCAUGAGUUCCUGUAACGUUACUCAAGCAAAGCAUUUAAUCAGUUUGUUUAAUGGGGGUUACUGGGUGCAAAAUGAACACUGCAAGUUAACAUUAUGUUGGAAAUCAAGACCUUUGACCACAGCUUCCAUUUGGGUGCCGACAGCAUCAAGCAAGACUAGUCUUGCUAGGUCAACUUAUUUUUAA